AUGUUUCUAAAAUUACUUGUAAAUGUCUUUGAACGAGCAAAGUCCAAGUUAACCUCAACACGUUCGAUUGAUCGAACCCUAUCAGACUCCGACAAUGAAUUCGAGACAAAUAAUUGUAAACAAAUGUUUUCAUCUGGUCCAUCAAUAAUCCAUCAACAACCUCGUUUAUCUAUCUCAAAAUGGUUAUGUACCAGUCCACCAUCUAUUAAUAAAUCGACGUUAUAUCCUAAUGAAACAUCAUUAGUGUAUAAGCUUUCAUCUGAUAAGAGAAAUCAAACGAUAUCUCAGGCACUUAUUGUUUUAUAUUUAUCAUGUCUACCAGUCAUUAUUAUAGAAUCGUUACCGCAUCGAUAA
This is a messenger RNA of Adineta ricciae, 354 nucleotides long. The record is from the annotation of a GenBank genome assembly. NCBI's taxonomy places the organism in Eukaryota, Metazoa, Rotifera, Eurotatoria, Adinetida, Adinetidae.